Aphanomyces astaci is the source of this 1077-nucleotide messenger RNA. RefSeq lists its product as hypothetical. The transcript is spliced from 4 exons. Gene Ontology annotation, cellular component: nucleus; pre-snoRNP complex. Gene Ontology annotation, biological process: snoRNA localization; maturation of LSU-rRNA from tricistronic rRNA transcript (SSU-rRNA, 5.8S rRNA, LSU-rRNA); box C/D snoRNP assembly. The record is from RefSeq and is a predicted model, not a curated record. The coding region runs from base 12 to 1046 and encodes 344 amino acids. NCBI's taxonomy places the organism in Eukaryota, Oomycota, Saprolegniomycetes, Saprolegniales, Verrucalvaceae.
CCCAACUCCGGAUGAGCGGCAUGUCGAAGACCCAUGUGGCCCCAGGACCAGCGGACAAGGAAGUGAUGGAGGAGCCCGAACAAUCACCUCCCCAUGUGUCAAUUACAGACGGCAAUGCUGGCAAGCGGAAGCGACACGAGUCCGCCGUCGUCGUGUGCAACAUGUGUCCACGUGCCGACAUCAAGUACCGAUGCCCCAAAUGUGAACGCAUCACGUGUUCUCUGGCAUGUUGCGUGGCGCACAAGAAGCAGUUUUCCUGCGACGGCAAGCGCGAUCGCACCAAGUACAUUGCCAUGGCCGACUUUCAGGACGCCGACAUAUCCAGCGAUUUCUUCUUCCUCCAGGAGAUCUCGCGGUCGACGUCGGCGGUCCAUCUGGACGUGGCGGUGAAGCCACCGCCGCCGCCGAAAAAGGCCAAGCGACACCAGAAGGGUUCAUAUGUCGCAGCUGGACCGACCACGUUGUCAGUCAACCCAGAGCUGCCCGCCGACUACUUGAAGCGAUUUCCUCCCCAAGUGCAGUCGUUCGUCCAACAGGCCAAGAAGCGCGGCGUAUUUGUGCAUUUGCACGCGCCUGGCAUGUCCAAGCACAAAACCAACACGUCCACGUUCAACUCGAAAGCUGACUGUCUCUACUGGCGCGUCGAAGUGCACUUUGCCUUGGAUCACGUCACCAUCGUCGAACCCAAGUGGUCCGAGCGGCAGUCGCUGUGUGACGUGGUUGCAAAGCGUUUGGCCAUCACGUUGGAAAACGUGCCCGUUCGCACCAAGUUGAAAUCGUACGUGCACGCAGACGUCCAGAGUGAGUGGCUGUUUGUGAUAAAAAAGCAGUUUACGCCGGCGUCGACGCCGCUCUACUACGAACUCGACCCGACCAAACCACUGGCCGACAACUUGCGCCAUUUGGCGAUCGUCGAGUUUCCCACGGUGCUCGUGACAUUGCAGUCCCGCCGGCACGAGUACACGUUUGCUCACCGCGCGAUUGAAGUCGUGGACGCCACGCCACCUCAAACAACGCCCAUGGAAGUCAUCUCGUCGGGGCUAUAACCACUUAAUUUAACUUUCACUUUGACGAGAA